GGUUCCGGCGCCGGGGCGGGGCCAGAGACGCCGGAAGUGACCGCGCGGCGCGCCUGCCCGCGGGGAAGAGCGCUCUUAGACCAUGGCGACCCAGGCGAAGCGCCCACGGGUGGCGGGGCCCGUGGACGGCGGCGACCCGGAUCCUGUGGCCGGCUUCCUGAGCUGGUGCCGGCGGGUGGGGCUGGAGUUGAGUCCCAAGGUGGCGGUCAGCCGGCAGGGCACGGUGGCUGGCUACGGCAUGGUGGCCCGGGAGAGCGUACAGGCCGGAGAACUGCUGUUAGUGGUGCCGCGGGCCGCGCUCCUGUCGCAGCACACCUGCUCCAUCGGCGGCCUGCUGGAGCGUGAGCGAGGCGCGCUGCAGAGCCAGUCGGGCUGGGUGCCACUGCUGCUGGCGCUGCUCCACGAGCUGCAGGCCCCGGCCUCACGCUGGAGGCCCUACUUUGCGCUCUGGCCCGAGCUGGGCCGCUUGGAGCACCCGAUGUUCUGGCCAGAGGAGGAGCGCCGGUGCCUGCUGCAGGGCACAGGCGUACCCGAGGCCGUGGAGAAGGAUUUGGCCAACAUCUGCAGCGAGUACCAGUCCAUCGUGCUGCCCUUCAUGGAAGCCCACCCCGAUCUCUUCAGCCUCAGGGUUCGCUCCCUAGAACUCUACCACCAGCUUGUGGCCCUUGUGAUGGCCUACAGCUUUCAGGAACCACUGGAGGAAGAAGAGGAUGAAAAGGAGCCCAACUCCCCCGUGAUGGUGCCUGCUGCAGACAUACUGAACCACUUAGCCAAUCACAAUGCCAAUCUAGAAUACUCUGCGAAUUGUCUUCGGAUGGUAGCCACUCAGCCCAUUCCUAAAGGCCAUGAGAUUUUCAACACUUAUGGGCAAAUGGCUAACUGGCAACUGAUUCAUAUGUACGGUUUUGUUGAACCAUAUCCUGACAACACAGAUGACACAGCUGACAUUCAGAUGGUGACAGUUCGUGAGGCAGCAUUACAGGGAACAAAAACUGAAGCUGAAAGGCUCCUAGUGUAUGAGCGCUGGGAUUUCCUAUGCAAACUGGAGAUGGUAGGGGAAGAGGGAGCCUUUGUGAUAGGGAGGGAGGAGGUGCUGACUGAAGAGGAGCUGACCACCACACUAAAGGUACUGUGCAUGCCUGCUGAGGAGUUCAGAGAGCUUAAAGACCAGGAUGGAGGGGGAGAUGAUAAAAGGGAAGAGGGCAGCCUGAUGAUCACAGAUAUUCCCAAGCUCAAACCAUCGUGGAGACAGCUGCUUCGAAGCAGUGUUCUACUGACUUUGCAGACCUAUGCCACAGACUUAAAAACUGACCAAGGUUUACUCAGUAAUAAGGAAGUCUAUGCCAAACUCAGCUGGAGGGAACAGCAAGCCUUACAGGUUCGCUAUGGUCAGAAGAUGAUCUUACAUCAGUUGUUGGAACUGACAAGUUAGCAGUUUCCCUGUUCCCUGAAGGAACAGCAGUAAGAACUUUAUUUUAAGCUAAUACUCAUUGAUGUUUGAAAAAGAGGAAAAUUGGGCAUCUUUUUCUUAUUAAACACCAAGAGGAAAAGUAGCAAAGGUGGUGUGCUAGGAUUAACUGAGGUAAGGGUGAUGUGUUUUAGGAUUGAGAACAGCAGACUUGGGAAUCACUGCUAAUUGUUACUUAAAGCAUGUUACAGCUAUUUUGUUCCCAGUUUUAACCAAAGCCAGUGGAAAUAUGGUAGUAAUAGGUCUUGUUGUGUUUCACCAUUUAAUAACAGACUUCGGAGGUAGACCCUGGUUUAAAUCCAAGUCUAGUUUCAGGAAGUCACUUACCCUUUAUUUAAAAGACUGGAUUUAAUAAGCUGUCUAACUGGCACUCGAUCAGUUACCCGAAGUUCAAUCUAGAUGGCACAAACCACCCCUCAGGGAAUAAACCCUAAGACAUCA
This is a messenger RNA of Symphalangus syndactylus (siamang), 1909 nucleotides long. It is a transcript of the gene SETD6, whose product is annotated as SET domain containing 6, protein lysine methyltransferase. Gene Ontology annotation, cellular component: nucleus. Lineage: Eukaryota; Metazoa; Chordata; Mammalia; Primates; Hylobatidae. Gene Ontology annotation, biological process: peptidyl-lysine monomethylation. The record is from RefSeq and is a predicted model, not a curated record. Gene Ontology annotation, molecular function: protein-lysine N-methyltransferase activity; protein binding.